AUGGAUUCAAACAAGGUUUCGUCCACCACUGAAGAUAUCACUGACGCUUGCGGUGUCACAAAGAGCGCCAACUCAACGGACAACAGCAAGUCAGGCGACAAAGGAGGCCUGCUCGACAACAAAGACCUUUCGGCUCGUACCAAGCUCGGGCACUCGAUGGCGGAGCGCGUCGCUAAGGGGGCAAGUCUCGAGCAGGUCGCCUUCCAGAACAAUAUGACGGCAGAUCAGGCAGGACAGUUAAUUUCUGAGCUUGUGGUUCGCAUGUCUCGGUGCAGCAUCUCACGGGACUGA
Messenger RNA from Cladophialophora immunda, 291 nucleotides. RefSeq lists its product as uncharacterized. The record is from RefSeq and is a predicted model, not a curated record. The transcript has 2 exons. The coding region runs from base 1 to 291 and encodes 96 amino acids. Lineage: Eukaryota; Fungi; Ascomycota; Eurotiomycetes; Chaetothyriales; Herpotrichiellaceae.